AUGUCACCGUUGAGCACAUUCGUUGCCAGCCUAGGUCUCAUUGGCCUGGGCUCAGCUGCGAUUCUUCCAAAGUUGAAUAGUUAUCCCGGUCACGAUCUGGCUAUGGAAAACCGUACACUUGAUGAGAUUUAUGCUGCAGCAAAGAAUGAAUCUGGUGAACUGAUCGUUCUCUGGGGUGGAGACGCUGUUAGCCAGGGAGAUCCCACCAUUGCUGCGUGGCAGGCUCGGUUCCCCGACGUGAAGCUCAACUUGACCGUAGAUGUGUCGAAAUACCACGAUAGUCGGGUUAAUCGACAAUUCCAGCGUGAUGGCACCGAUGGUGCUGACAUUGCUGUUCUUCAAACCCUCCAUGACUAUGGCCGAUGGAAGCGCGAAGGACGCCUUCUUCCCUACAAGCCUUCUAAGUGGGAAGACGUCUAUUCAUCGAUCAAGGACCCCGCGGGCGCUUUCACUGGCACGUACAUCUAUCAAUUUGGUAGCUUCGUUUACAACAACGAAUCACUGAAGGCUUCUGACGUUCCUGAAACCUAUAAAGGAUUCUUGGACCCUUUCUGGAAGGACAAGCUCGUUCUUACCCAGCCCAACGACGACGAUGCGAUUACUUACUUGUUCUCGACCCUUAUUGAGAAGUAUGGCUGGGAAUGGUUUGAAGGUCUACAGAAGCAAAAUGUGAAGUGGGUUCGUGGAACAGGCGAGCCCGCAAACUACGUGGCCGAUAAGAACUCCUCUCGUGUUCUUUCCUUCACUACUAACUUGAUUACCGCCGAAAAUAUCGCCAACAAGGCUGUGGAAGAUACUCGUCUUCUUUGGCCUCAGACUGCUGCGAUCUUCGCCACCACGCCCCGCCCAGAAAGCUCCCGACUAUUCAUGAGCUGGUUGCUCAGCGACGAGUACCAACAACAAUUCAUCGACAAUGGCAGUUUCCUCUCUCGGAAAGGCUUGGUUUCAAAGUCUGGUAGCGUAUGGGAUGAGCCCUACACUGCCCUCAGCCAGUUCUCUACCUUCAUGGAAAAUCGUGACCUUGUCGAGUGGUGGAGACUCCAGUUCGAAACCUCUCUUGGAGUUGCCAUCGGAGUGAGCCCUGUUGACUCUUUCUAUGGAAAGAUCCACGCUUGA
Penicillium soppii is the source of this 1116-nucleotide messenger RNA. RefSeq names its product ABC transporter substrate-binding protein. The record is from RefSeq and is a predicted model, not a curated record. NCBI's taxonomy places the organism in Eukaryota, Fungi, Ascomycota, Eurotiomycetes, Eurotiales, Aspergillaceae. The transcript has 3 exons. The coding region runs from base 1 to 1116 and encodes 371 amino acids.